Molecule: messenger RNA, 5259 nt
Organism: Diospyros lotus (date-plum)
Lineage: Eukaryota; Viridiplantae; Streptophyta; Magnoliopsida; Ericales; Ebenaceae
Exons: 3
Coding region: 1-5259 (1752 amino acids)
Biological process (GO): DNA integration
Molecular function (GO): nucleic acid binding
Source: RefSeq, a predicted model, not a curated record
AUGCGGCGUUCAGAACGUCUUGAUCUUGUCGAGUUUGAUCCAGAGAUUGAACAAACCUUUCAUCAAAGGCGUCGUGAACAAAGAGCAAAAAGGGAACAACAGCAAGGCAUUAUGGCCGACAAUGAAAAUCAGCUUGUUCAAGUGGAGCGUACUGUUGAGAUCAAUGAGAGAGAUAUCUUGAUGGGGGAUUUCAUGAUGCCUCCAGUCGUUGAGAACCGGUCGAGCAUAGUUUAUCCUCCAUAUGGGCACGAUAACUUCCAGUUGAGACCAGAUGUGAUAAAUUUGUUCUCCAACAACAUUCCAUUCUAUGGGAGAAGUGAUGAAAAUCCACACUACCAUCUCUCUCGGUUUCUAGAGUAUUGUGGCAACUUUAAGUAUCAAGGGAUCAACGAAGAAGCAAUGAGGAUGCGACUUUUUCCUCAUACUUUGAAAGACAAAGCUCGGGAGUGGUUGGAUUCACUAUCACCUGGUAGCAUCACUACAUGGGCUGAUUUGGUUCACAAGUUCACACUUAAAUAUUUUCCACCAGCCAAGAUCAGCAAAUUAAAGCAUGAAAUUUCGACUUUCCAGCAAGCUGAAAUUGAGAACUUUCAUGAAGCAUGGGAACGGUACAAAGAAUUGCUAAGGAAGUGUCCAAAUCAUGGGUUUUCUUUACCAGCUCAAAAUCACUAUUUCUAUGCCGGGUUAACUCCUUACAGCCGUUCGACGGUUGAUUCUACAGCAGGAGGUUCUAUUAGAAACAAAUCGGCUGGAGAGUUACAUGAUCUUUAUGAAACAAUGAGUGAACAAUUUGUAAUGUGGCCGGAUAGAAGUUCAAAUAGGAGAGCAGCUGGAGUACACGAAGUGGAUAUGAAUACAUUGAUGUUGGCCAAGAUUGAUGCUCUUUCAAAACAGAUGGAAAACUUAAAAUACUCUCCAUCAGUUAACAUGGUGCAAGGAUCUCUUCCAGUUUGUGUAACUUGUGGGGCAAACCAUCUGUCAUCCGAAUGCCCAUUGACCGUUAGGGAUCAUUCACUCACAGAGCAGGCUGCUUAUGCGCAAAAUUUCCCACGUCAACAAAAUUUUCAGCGUCCACAAAAUAAUCCAUAUUCUUCAACAUACAAUCCCAGCUGGAGAAACCAUCCUAAUUUUUCAUAUGGCAACAAUCAGGGAGUUCAAAACCCACCAAAACAAGGAAGACCACAUGAAGAAAAAGGAGGAUGGGAAGAAGCAAUUUCAAAACUUCAAGAACGAAGUGAGCGGACCGAUGCAGCCAUAAAAAAUAUAGAGACUCAAAUUGGGCAGUUAGCUAAAAUUCUUACUGAGAGACAACAAGGCACAUGGCCAAGCAAUACUGAAGUUAAUCCUAAGGAGCAAGCAAAUGCAAUCACUACAAGGAGUGGAGUGCAACUCCCGGAAAUCCAUGUUAAAAGACCAAGUGUGGAAAAGAAAAAUGAUGCCGAAAAGAAGAUAGCAACUGAGAAUAAGGAGCCCGAAGAUAUAGCUGAACAAGAAAAAGUGGUUUCAUCACCAAUCAAGCCUUAUGUUCCACCAAUUCCAUUUCCUCAAAGAUUGCGCAAGCACAAGUUGGAUAAACAAUUUGAGAAAUUUUUGGAGGUGUUCAAGAGGCUACAUAUCAAUAUCCCAUUUGCUGAAGCUCUGUCUCAAAUGCCCAGCUAUGCAAAAUUUAUGAAGGAGAUUCUAUCAAACAAGAGGAAGCUUGAGGAGCAUGAAACCGUGAUGCUAACAGAGGAGUGUAGUGCCAUUUUACAAAAUAAAUUGCCACCAAAGUUGAAAGACCCAGGGAGUUUCACCAUCCCGUGCACCAUUGGCAGCUUAUAUUUUGAACGAUCCUUAUGUGAUUUGGGUGCUAGCAUUAAUUUGAUGCCAUUCUCUAUCUUUCAAAAGCUUGGUUUAGGUGAAGCAAAACCUACAGGGGUGUCAUUGCAGCUAGCGGAUCGGUCCGUGAAACAUCCACGUGGAAUUGUUGAAGAUAUCUUGGUAAAAGUGGACAAGCUUAUAUUUCCAGCAGAUUUCAUUAUUUUGGAUAUGGCUGAAGAUAGGGAUAUUCCCCUUAUUUUGGGGCGACCUUUUCUAGCUACUGGACGAGCUCUUAUUGAUGUGCAAAAAGGACAACUCAUGUUAAGGCUGAAUGAUGAGCAAAUCACUUUUAAUGUGUUUGAAGCACUGAAAUUUCCUACGGCUUCAGAUUCUUGUUUUCAGAUUGAUACUUUGGACAAAGAGAUAGAAAAUACAUUCGCUUUGAAUCAACCAUCAGAUCCUUGGGAAGCAUGUGUGAUGCACUCACAAGUUGAAGAUACCGACUCGGCUACGAUUGAAGAAUGUGUCAAAUAUUUGCAAAGAUCUGAACUUAUUCAAAAGGGAAAGCAGUACAAAGCAUUGGGCACGGGACCUCCACGACCUUUACCUUCCAUUCAACAAGCUCCGAAAUUAGAGCUAAAGCAGCUGCCAUCCCAUCUUCGGUAUGCCUAUUUGGGUGAGUCCUCUACUCUUCCAGUUAUCAUUGCUAAGUCCAUUAACCAAGAAGAAGAGGAAAAGUUACUCCGGGUGCUUCGGGAACAUAAAUCAGCUCUUGGAUGGACUAUAGCUGAUAUAAAAGGUAUUAGCCCAUCUCUUUGCAUGCACAAGAUAUUAAUGGAAGACACUUACAAGCCGGUAGUACAACAUCAGCGACGGCUAAAUCCUCAUCUACAAGAAGUGAAGGGAGGUAUUACAGUGGAAAAGAACGAAAAUAAUGAGCUCAUUCCAGUUCGACCUAUUACCGGAUGGCGGGUUUGCAUUGACUAUCGUAAGUUGAAUGAUGCAACACGAAAAGAUCAUUUUCCCCUACCAUUCAUUGAUCAAAUGUUGGAGCGCUUAGCAGGUCAUUCCCACUAUUGUUUCCUUGAUGGCUAUUCGGGAUACAAUCAAAUUCCAAUAGCUCCAGAAGACCAAGAGAAGACAACGUUCACUUGUCCAUAUGGUACAUUCGCCUACCGACGGAUGCCGUUUGGUUUGUGCAAUGCCCCUGCCACUUUUCAGCGGUGUAUGAUGUCAAUCUUCUCUGAUAUGGUAGAAAGAUUUAUUGAAGUGUUCAUGGAUGAUUUUUCAGUCUUUGGUUCUUCAUAUGACGAAUGCUUAAAAAACUUGACACUUGUUUUGAAGCGUUGUGAAGAAACAAACUUGGUGCUCAAUUGGGAGAAAUGUCACUUCAUGGUCCAAGAGGGAAUUGUAUUGGGACACCGAAUUUCAGUUAGGGGUAUUGAAGUUGACAAGGCAAAAAUUCAAGUGAUUGAGAAGCUUCCUCCACCCACAUCCGUCAAGGGUAUCCGCAGUUUUUUGGGACAUGCCGGUUUUUAUAGACGAUUUAUUAAGGAUUUCUCCAAGAUUACAAAACCUUUAUGCAACUUGUUGGAGAAGGAUGUAAAAUUUACAUUUUCUGAGGAGUGCCUAAAAUCAUUUACCACUCUAAAGGAAAAGUUAAUUUCCGCACCUAUUAUUGUGGCACCAGAUUGGAACAUGCCGUUCGAAUUAAUGUGUGAUGCUAGUGACUAUGCAGUUGGGGCAGUGUUGGGACAACGAAGGGACAAGGUCGUACAUGUGAUUUACUAUGCAAGUCGGACUCUCAAUGAUGCCCAAAUGAACUAUGCCACAACAGAAAAAGAGCUAUUAGCGGUGGUCUUUGCUUUCGAAAAAUUUCGAUCAUACCUCAUUGGUUCAAAGGUGAUUGUUUAUACUGAUCAUGCCGCACUGAAAUAUUUAUUUUCAAAAAAAGAGGCAAAACCAAGACUAAUCCGCUGGGUCCUACUUCUCCAAGAGUUUGAUUUGGAAAUUCGAGAUAAGAGAGGAUGUGAGAAUGUGGUAGCCGACCACCUCUCAAGAUUGGAGCAACAAAAUCAAUCCGAAACAGGGGAUAUUAAUGAAAAAUUUCCAGAUGAGCAACUUCUAAGAGUGGAACGAGCAAGCAGCGAAACAGAGGUACCAUGGUAUGCCGACUAUGUCAAUUACCUUGCAAGUAACAUUGUACCUCCUGAUUAUGAUUACCAUCAAAGAAAAAAAUUCUUUUCGGAGCUCAAAUUCUAUUUUUGGGAGGAUCCCAUCCUUUAUCGUAGAGGAGCAGAUCAAGUAAUCCGGAGGUGUGUUCCAGAAGAUGAGAUGGAGAUGAUCUUAGAGCAAUGUCAUGCCUCCCCCUAUGGUGGACAUUUCGGAGCAACAAAAACAGCAGCUAAGGUACUCCAAUCUGGGUUUUAUUGGCCAACUCUAUUUAAGGAUGCUCAUACCUUGGUACAAAAAUGUGAUAAAUGCCAAAGAAUGGGGAACAUCUCCAGGAAGCACGAGAUGCCCUUACAUGGCAUUCUUGAGGUUGAAUUAUUUGAUGUUUGGGGCAUUGACUUUAUGGGGCCGUUUCCAUCCUCAUUCUCCAAUUUAUACAUCCUAGUGGCAGUGGAUUAUGUCUCCAAGUGGGUCGAAGCAGUAGCACUACCAACUAACGAUGGCCGAGUAGUGGUAAGUUUUCUGAAAACGAACAUCUUCACUCGUUUUGGAACUCCUAGGGCCAUUAUCAGUGAUGGCGGGAAGCAUUUUUGUAACCGGCAUUUCGAAGCUCUUUUGGCGAAGUACGGGGUAAGGCAUAAAGUUGCUACGCCAUACCACCCCCAAACAAGUGGCCAAGUAGAAAUUUCGAAUAGGGAGAUAAAGAAGAUCCUUGAGCUUACAGUGAGUACUUCUCGAAAGGAUUGGUCUAAGAAGUUGGACGAUGCAUUAUGGGCAUACAGAACGGCCUUUAAAACUCCGAUUGGUAUGUCCCCAUAUCGCCUCGUUUUUGGCAAAGCAUGUCACUUACCUGUUGAGCUAGAGCACCGGGCAUAUUGGGCAAUGAAGAAGCUGAACUUUGAUCUCAAGCAAGCUGGUGAGAAACGGUUGCUACAGCUAAAUGAAAUGGAUGAGUUCCGGUUGGAGGCCUAUGAGAAUGCCAAAUUAUAUAAGGAGAAAACUAAGAAAUGGCAUGAUCAGCAUGUAAACAGAAAACAAUUUGAGGUGGGGCAAAAAGUGUUAUUAUUCAACUCACGUCUCAAGCUAUUUCCAGGCAAGUUGCGCUCAAGGUGGUCUGGGCCGUUCACUGUUGUCAAAGUUUAUUCACAUGGCGCUGUUGAUGUCACUCACGACACCAAGGGUACUUUUAAGGUGAAUGGACAGCGACUCAAGCGGUACCAUUUUGAUGAAACGAGUAAAGAUAGUGAUGCUACUCAUUUUGGUUUAGUGAUUCACUAUCCAUGUUAG